AUGGCUAAUCCGGGGAACUCCGAUCCAUCUGGAUGCCGCUUCAAUGCAACCGCAACCCUAACCAAGCUACGAGGCUCACUACUCGCUGCAGUGGGUAGACAAAAUGUCGAAAUCGAUCCCACACCGAUCCCCGCGACGACAGCGCACCGUCGUCGGGCCUCUGUUUCCACUGCCUCCCUCGAUCGAGACGAAACCCUCGCUGAGAAGAUCUCCGACCAGCUGGACCAUGGUGAACCGGUGAAGGAAACUGAAGAAACGAUCUUGUACCUUGCGUACGGGUCGAAUCUGGCUUCCAAGACAUUCCGCGGUAUGAGGGGGAUUAAACCGAUUUCGCAGAUUGGGGUUUUCGUUCCUGAGCUUAGGCUCUCAUUUGAUCUUCCGGGGAUUCCGUAUCUGGAGCCUUGUUUUGCGGGGACACAGUAUCGGGAUGUGUCGCAUGAUGAUGGCGAUGAUGGCGAUGACGAUGGCUAUCUCGAUUCAAACGAGGUGUCGGAGAAGGCCGCGCUAAUGGGCCAGACACAGCGUGAAUUCUAUCACAAGCGGCGAUGGAGUAGACCUCUAGUUGGUGUGGUUUACGAAGUCACUCUUGCAGACUAUGCGAAAAUCAUCGCUACAGAAGGUGGUGGUCGUGGAUACCGUGAUGGUGUCAUUGAUUGCUACCCAUUCCCCGAAGACUAUGAUUCCUCCGACCCGGUCCCUCAACAUCCCUCGACGCCAGCAUUCAAGGCCCGCACACUUCUCUCGCCCGCUGCGGAUGAUGCUCGGAUUCGCUCGCAGAUGCAGCGUGGCGGUGCGGUGGUUUCUAAACCGACACUGUCGUGGUGGUAUACCAUUGGGUUGCACUUCCGGCCUGAUCCCGACUAUGCACAGCCUUCUGCUCGGUAUUUGAAUUUGAUCAAGACUGGUGCUGCAGAGCAUGAUCUCCCUGUGUCGUAUCAGAAGUAUUUGGCGCAGAUUAGGACAUAUCAUAUUACGACCAGGGGGCAGAAGGCCGGGAAGGUGAUCUUCAUGGUUUUAUGGGUGCCGUGGCUGCUUUUGGUUCUCACGUUGUCGAAAAUCUUUGCUGGGGCUGAUGGACGGAGUCCGCCUUGGUUGGUGGCCAUGGCCAAUGUUUUGUUCUCGGGGAUGUGGAAUAGCUAUGACCUGUUCUUUGCGAGGGUCUUUGGGAACGGUGAGCGGACUCUGAGUGAUAUCCCCGCCUGA
Molecule: messenger RNA, 1203 nt
Organism: Penicillium salamii
Lineage: Eukaryota; Fungi; Ascomycota; Eurotiomycetes; Eurotiales; Aspergillaceae
Source: the annotation of a GenBank genome assembly